Mercenaria mercenaria is the source of this 5801-nucleotide messenger RNA. Its product is annotated as monocarboxylate transporter 12-like. The coding region runs from base 1 to 1353 and encodes 450 amino acids. Gene Ontology annotation, molecular function: monocarboxylic acid transmembrane transporter activity. The transcript has 5 exons. Lineage: Eukaryota; Metazoa; Mollusca; Bivalvia; Venerida; Veneridae. The record is from RefSeq and is a predicted model, not a curated record. Gene Ontology annotation, biological process: transmembrane transport.
AUGCCCUCAAAGCCGAGUAUGGUGUCUGUGAAACAGCUCUUCAAUGGAGGGAACAAAUGGCUUCUUAUGAUAAUUGCCUGUGUGGUGACAGUUAUAAACAUGGGUCUCGUGCUGUCAUUCGGCAGUCUCUUUGUGGCCUUGAUGGAGAAAUUUCAGACAGAUCACUCGACAACUGCAGCCGUGCAGUCACUUCUUGUAGGCGGGACUUUAAGUUUUGGUGUUGUAAGCGGCAUUCUUAUUUCAAGGAUAGGGCUGACCUUGGUGACGUUUAUUUCCGGUAUUUUGGUGACAUCAGGAUUUUGCAUGUCUUACUUUGCAGUCAGUAUAUACUUUCUGUAUGUAAGCAUAGGAAUUGUCUCUGCAAUAGGAAUAUCUCUAUCAUUCAUCAGCAGCUUGACACUGGCCCGUCAAGCGUUUACAGGAACACAGAGCAUGGUGUUCAUAUCUUUAGUAAAUACAUCGAUAUCAGUCGGCGCAAUCAUUUACCCGUUUUUCUUGCAAUGGCUGCGAGAACGUUACGGUCUUUCAGGAACGUUUCUUAUUCUAGGCGGGAUCACCAGUAAUACGUUUACCUUAUUUGUAAUGUGUCGGAUGCAUCAUGUGGAUGUUAAAAGUACCACUUCAAAAUACGGAUCUGUUGGUGACAUCGUCAGUGAUAGUGCACCCGGAAAGAAUUCCGAAGGACAACGAAAGAAAGUUCGAUAUUUUGAAGAUCUAAUUUCUCUGGCAUAUCUUUGUCUGCUAUUUGCCACGGGAUUUUCUGUCGCUGCAUUUAAUGGAUAUAUUGCACUUAUGCUAGACAUUUCACUUUGGAAGGGUUUUAGUAAUUCUCAGGGUCUUUUAUCCAUGGAAGUAUACCAUAUAUUUGGAAUAUUGUCUAGACUUUUGCCAGCAGUUGUGAAGUACAAGACAAAUAUUAGUGUUUUCGUGUGCGCAAUAAUAUCUGCCGCAUCAGGCUGUAUUGGUCAAUUGAUGUUGUAUGUAACCUCUGGGUUUGUACCAUACAUAAUUGGAACGUGUUUAAGUGGAAUAGCAAUAGGCGGAAUAUUAUCAUCAUCGUUGAUUCUUAUAAUAGAAGUAGUCCGUCUGGAACAGAGUCCUGUUGCGUAUGGACUACUUUAUACAGCGAAUGGACUUUUGUCAACUGUCACUGGAUAUAUGUUGGGUAAAUUUCGCGACAUCUCUGAUUCGUAUUCAAGUGUAAUUCUGACAAUUUGUGGGUCACAACUGAUUGCUGCGGUACUUUAUUUCAUUGCAUAUAUAUCGUGGAAGCGCAAAACUUCAAAGGAAAACAUAUUGUACUUCAAAGAAGUGGAUUUGCUUGCUCCUACAAACGUUGAAAAUGACCUGUAAAUCAAGAAAAUAUGACCCAGAGAUUAGGAAAGUUAAUGGACAUUGUACUACUCCUUAAGUGUUGGUAGGAACUAUGAAUUCAACACUAUCUGCGCUGGCAUUACACUUUUCAAAAAGCAUAAACUGGAUCAUGAAGAUCAUAUCAGUCGAAUGAAUGUCCAACAUCAUUUCUUAUAGCAGGGACAGAAAUUGAGGACACCACUUACAUCUUUUUCUGGUUUAUUUCGGACAUAAAUUCAUCCGUUUUAACAUUCUGAUGUUUUAAUUACACGAGGUCCAAUUUUAUUGUCUGUAUAACAAUAAUUAUGUUCUUAAAGGCCUAGAUUCACUACUAUAUAAGUGUCCCCCGCCCCAAAUCCAAUAUACAACCCCCAUUGACCAUUUAUGUUAAGGAAAUGAUAUUGUUAAGUACAGUUCAAAUGCACUAAACAUAAUAUUCCAGUUUACGCAACUUUUUAUACUCGGCAUAUUCGUAACGGCCGCUCAUCGUAUUCCUACCAACCACUCAGCAUAUUCGUAACGGCCGAGCAUAUUCGUAACGGCCGCUCAUCGUAUUCCUACCAACCACUCAGCAUAUUCGUAACGGCCGCUCAGAGUAUUCGAUCCAACCUCUCAGCAUAUUCGUAACGGCCGCUUAUCGUAUUCGUACCAACCGCUCAGCAUAUUCGUAACGGCCGCUCAGCGUAUUCGUACCAACCGCUCAGCAUAUUCGUAACGGCCGCCCAGGCCGAGGACCAUGGGCGGUAAUAAAGCUGUAUUGGCUGGCGACUGCCGUAGUGUACACAUGCUUAAGGUUCCAAAAAAUGGAUUUAGUGUCUAGCACUAUUGAUGACUUUAUAUUUUCAGUUUAAUUUCCACAUACAAAUGAGUUUCGAAUUUUGUUAUUCGCAUAAUUAACCUUUUAAUAUCAAGUUUAUUGUUGAAUACCACCACUAACAUAUGUAGGCCUAGAAGCUUAUAUCGUUUAUAAACACUUUCCUUAAAUGUAAACCUCGAUCAUAUAUUAAGGUUUCGAAGUAGGCCUUGAGAAACAAAAAUCAAACAACACCAAAUCAUAGAAAGAAAUAGUUGUACGAAAUAAGUGUCAGUAUACUGAUAUAAACAUUGAAUUCCGGAAAAGGACUGCCUAAAGGAGCUCCACUUUUUUCAUUUUCAAAGAACAGUUACACAUGUUCGUUUCGAAGCAUUUGCAAUAGCGUGCGAGUGGUGAAAUUUCGCAUAACACGGUGGAACACAGUUUUCAGCAAUUAUUUCUUUACAAGUGGUAUUCAUUUUCAAAGGGAGCAACUUUUUUCCGAUUGUUUUAAGUAAUCGUCGAGAAAAAGUUGUCUCCCUUUGCAAAUGGCGUCAAGGCGGGUAGGGAAAGUAACUCUUACUGGAAAAAGCCAAGUGGCCUCCCCUUAAUUUUGCAAAUGGCGUCAAAGCAGGUAGGGGAAGUAACUUAUAAUGGAAAAUAAAACCAGGUCGGUAAGAGUGACCGCCCCUUAAUUUUGCAAAUGGCGGCAAGGCAGGUAGGGGAAGUAACUUAUAAUGGAAAAUAAAACCAGGUCGGUAAGAGUGACCGCCCCUUAAUUUUGCAAAUGGCGGCAAGGCAGGUAGGGGAAGUAACUGUUAAUGGAAAAUAAAACUAGGUCGGUUAGUGACCUCCCCUUAAUUUUGCAAAUAGCGUCAAGGCAAGUAGGGGAAGUAACUCUUAAUGAAAAAAAAGGUCGGUUAGAGUGACCUCCCCUUCAUUUUGCAAAUGGCGUCAAGGCAGGUAGGGGAAGUAACUGUUAAUGGAAAAUAAAACUAGGUCGGUUAGUGACCUCCCCUUAAUUUUGCAAAAAGCGUCAAGGCGAGUAGGAGAAGUAACUCUUAAAGAAAAAAAACAAGGUUGGUUAGAGUGACCUCCCCUUAAUUUUGCAAAUGGCGUGAAGGCGGGUAGGGGAAGUAACUCUUAAUGAAAAAAAACCAAGAUCGGUUAGUGACCUCCCCUUAAUUUUGCAAAUGGCGUCAAGGUGGGUAGGGGAAGUAACUCCUAAUGGAAAAAGCCAAGGUCGGUUAGAGUGACCUCCCCUUAAUUUUGCAAAUGGCGUCCAGGCGGGUAGGGGAAGUAACUCUUAAUGGAAAAAGCCAAGGUCGGUUAGAGUGACCUCCCCUUAAUUUUGCAAAUGGCGUCAAGGCGGGUAGGGGAAGUAACUGUUAAUGGAAAAUAUAACCAAGGUCGAUUAGAGUGGCCUCCCCCUUAAUUUUGCAAAUGGCGUCAAGGCGGGUAGGAGAAGUAACUCUUAAUGGAAAAUAAGACCAGGUCGGUUAGAGUGACCUCCCCUUAAUUUUGCAAAUGGCGUCAAGGCGGGUAGGGGAAGUAAAUCUUAAUGAAAAAAAACAAGGUCGGUUAGAGUGACUUCCCCUUCAUUUUGCAAAUUGCGUCGACUGUGACUCAAUGCAGACUUGGAGCACCGGUAUAAAUUACAGACUCCGGUACAUACCGGAUAAACUAAAUUUGAACGAAAAUAUCUUAAAUGUCUAUAUUUUGUAACCAUGGUGAUACUCACCCUAACCUUUAGUCAGUAUUUCAUGCAUAUUGUACACUAAAUGCAUGCGGACAUGCAAAAAUAUGCAUAUUGUUGCCGUGCGCUACAAAUGAUAAUCACUUUCGGGCAUGCGCAGAAGACCGCUCCAAGUCUGCAAUGAGUUACAUCGAAUUGCGUCAAGGUAGGUAGGGGAAGUAACUGUUAAUGGAAAAAAAACUAGGUCGGUUAGAGUGACCUCCCCUUCAUUUUGCAAAUGGCGUCAAGGCAGUUAGGGGAAGUAACUGUUAAUGGAAAAUAAAACUAGGUCAGUUAGUGACCUCCCCUUAAUUUUGCAAAUAGCGCCAAGGCGAGUAGGGGAAGUAAUUCUUAAUGAAAAAGCCAAGGUCGGUUAGAGUGACCUCCCCUUAAUUUUGCAAAUGGCGUCAAGGCGGGUAGGGGAAGUAACUCUUAAUGAAAAAAACCAAGGUCGGUUAGAGUGACCUCCCCUUAAUUUUGCAAAUGGCGUCAAGGCGGGUAGGGGAAGUAACUCUUAAUGAAAAAAACCAAGGUCGGUUAGAGUGACCUCCCCUUAAUUUUGCAAAUGGCGUCAAGGCGGGUAGGGGAAGUAACUCUUAAUGGAAAAAAACCAAGGUCAGUUAGAGUGACCUCCCCUUAAUUUUGCAAAUGGCGUCAAGGCGGGUAGGGGAAGUAACUCUUAAUGGAAAAAGCCAAGGUCGGUUAGAGUGACCUCCCCUUAAUUUUGCAAAUGGCGUCAAGGCGGGUAGGGGAAGUAACUCCUAAUGGAAAAAGCCAAGGUCGGUUAGAGUGACCUCCCCUUAAUUUUGCAAAUGGCGGCAAGGCGGGUAGGGGAAGUAACUGUUAAUGGAAAAAAACAAAGUCGAUUAGAGUGACCUCCCCUUAAUUUUGCAAAUGGCGUCAAGGCGGGUAAGGGAAGUAACUCUUAAUGAAAAAACCUAGGUCGGUUAGAGUGACCUCCCCUUAAUUUUGCAAAUGGCGUCAAGGCGGGUAGGGGAAGUAACUCUUAAUGGAAAAAAACCAAGGUCAGUUAGAGUGACCUCCCCUUAAUUUUGCAAAUGGCGUCAAGGCGGGUAGGGGAAGUAACUCUUAAUGGAAAAAGCAAAGGUCGGUUAGAGUGACCUCCCCUUAAUUUUGCAAAUGGCGUCAAGGCGGGUAGGGGAAGUAACUCUUAAUGAAAAAAAAGACCAAGGUCUGUUAGAGUGACCUCCCCUUAAUUUUGCAAAUGGCGUCAAGGUGGGUAGGGGAAGUAACUCCUAAUGGAAAAAGCCAAGGUCGGUUAGUGUGACCUCCCCUUAAUUUUGCAAAUGGCAUCAAGGUGGGUAGGGGAAGUAACUCCUAAUGGAAAAAGCCAAGGUCGGUUAGUGACCUCCCCUUAAUUUUGCAAAUGGCGUCAAGGCGGGUAGGGGAAGUAACUCUUAAUGGAAAAGCCAAGGUCGGUUAGAGUGGCCUCCCCUUAAUUUUGCAAAUGGCGUCAAGGCGGGUUGGGGAAGUAACUCUUAAUGAAAAAAAGACCAAGGUCGGUUAGAGUGACCCCCCCUUAAUUUUGCAAAUGGCGUCAAGGCGGGUAGGGGAAGUAACUCUUAAUGGAAAAAAACCAAGGUCGGUUAGAGUGACCUCCCCUUAAUUUUGCAAAUGGCGUCAAGGUGGGUAGGGGAAGUAACUCUUAAUGGAAAAAGCCAAGGUCGGUUAGAGUGACCUCCCCUUAAUUUUGCAAAUGGCGUCAAGGCGGGUAGGGGAAGUAACUCUUAAUGGAAAAAACCAAGGUCGGUUAGAGUGACCUCCCCUUAAUUUUGCAAAUGGCGUCAAGGCGGGUAGGGGAAGUAACUGUUAAUGGAAAAUAUAACCAAGGUCGAUUAGAGUGGCCUCCCCCUUAAUUUUGCAAAUGGCGUCAAGGCGGGUAGGGGAAGUAACACUUAA